UGAGCAGCUAAGGGAGGCCAGCUCGAGGACGGAAGGCUGGGAGGACACGCGGCCCUACCACCACUGCAGUCGCCGCGCAUGGAGCUGGGAGGCGGAGGGCGAGGCGCCGGCGACCGCGUCCGGCGGCAGCUGCAAGCGGUGGGGCGGGUAGCCGCGUACCUCGGCGGAGGCUUCAUCCUGCUCUCCGCUGCCUCCUCCGUCGCCGUCCGCUCCCUCCGCGCCCUUUCCGAUGCCAACCAGAGGAAGUUUGCGAUGCCGUGCGGCGCCUGCGAGGGGAAGGGGAGCUACGCGUGCAGGCUCUGCAAGGGCAGCGCCACGAUUGAAUGGUCUCCGAUGUACGACCCGGUGUUCGUCAACCCGUGCCUCUGCCCUACCUGCGACGGGACGAGGGUACAGCGCUGCUUGAAUUGCCUGGGCAAAGGUUAUGCCUGAAGAAGCAAUUUGUAUGUGUUGAUCAGUGACCUUUCCGCACGAUCAGUUUUUGUGGUUGAUGAUAGAUAGUUGAGGGUGUGGUUAUUAACAGGGGCGGAUCCAGGGUGGUUCCAUGGUGUCAGAGGACACCAAUGGAAUUUGGUAAUCUCCAUAGAAAACACAUGUUUAUUGGUGUUCAUUAGAUAAGAUCACAUCAUAUGCAGUGGUGGUGACACCAACAAUUCUUUUGUCUGGAUCGGCCUCUGGUUAUUAAGAGGGAGCGUUGAGUGUUAGCUGUUAACUCAAGGAAAGCUGAUCCUUUUGCUGCUGGAGUGUAGUUGAUGGAUGAUUAAAUUGAAUGAUUUCUGUUGGGAA
This is a messenger RNA of Phragmites australis (common reed), 786 nucleotides long. RefSeq names its product protein disulfide-isomerase LQY1, chloroplastic. NCBI's taxonomy places the organism in Eukaryota, Viridiplantae, Streptophyta, Magnoliopsida, Poales, Poaceae. The record is from RefSeq and is a predicted model, not a curated record. The coding region runs from base 79 to 432 and encodes 117 amino acids. The transcript is spliced from 3 exons.